CUCUGCUGCUCCCCCGCCGCCACCGCCUCGGCGCCCUUCCCCUGGCCCUCAUCCCCCCAAUGUCUGACUCUGAUUCUCGGACUGAGAAACGCAAGAAAAAAAGACCAAAUGGCCAAGCAACCUUCUGAUGUAAGUUCUGAGUGUGACAGAGAAGGUGGACAAUUGCAGCCUGCUGAGAGGCCUCCCCAGCUCAGGCCUGGGGCCCCUACCUCCCUACAGACAGAACCGCAAGGUAAUCCCGACGGCGAAGGGGACCGCUGCCCCCACGGCAGCCCACAGGGCCCGCUGGCCCCAACGGCCAGCCCAAGCCCUUUUGCUACCAGAUCCCCACUUUUCAUCUUUGUGAGAAGAUCUUCUCUGCUGUCCCGGUCCUCCAGUGGGUAUUUCUCUUUUGACACAGACAGGAGUCCGGCACCCAUGAGUUGUGACAAGUCAACACAAACCCCAAGUCCUCCUUGCCAGGCCUUCAACCAUUAUCUCAGUGCAAUGGCUUCCAUAAGGCAGUCUCAGGAGGAACCUGCAGAUAUUCGCCCUGAGAUCUGGAUUGCACAGGAGCUCCGGCGGAUUGGAGACGAGUUCAACGAAUCUUACACGAGGAGGGUAAAUAACUACCCAGAGGCUGAAGAGCACCCUCACCACCCUCAAAUGGUUAUCUUACAACUGUUACGAUUCAUCCUCCGUCUAGUAUGGAGAAGACAUUGACAGGAUCUUCCCGCCGCCAGGAUAAAAACGUGGACAUUGCUCUUGUUCAGACCGCCAGAACCCCAGCACUUUGGUGCAGCCGCAGCCGGUGGCUCUAUCCCAGAGAGGUGCUGCGAGUGGACGACACACUGCCCUGUGUCGAUGUGAACGUCACCCUUCUGUGCGCCACCACAUGGCAGGAUUUCCAGUAGAUGUUUGUGUGAAUGUAAACAGGGAGGGUUCUUCUAGUGUCCAGAGCCUAGGUCUUUGGAGGAGAGUCACCAUGCGGGGAAGGUGUUUACAUGCGGUGUGUUCCUUUGUUUUUCCAACCUACUUUCUUUGGUAACCAUUUGGUUGUUUUUUUGUUCGUUUGUUUUUUGUUUGGGGGUUUUUCUGGUUUUUUUUUUUUUUUAGAAAAAAAACAUGAAAACUUUUUAGCCAACUUGUGGAUGAUUUUUAUACUGAAAUUCUAAGGAACCUGUUGCCUACUCUCAGUGGAUUCUGUAAACCUGCAGUAGGAACUGAGCCGGCCAGUUUAGAAGGCUGUCUUAGUUUAUUUUUGGAGAUUACUGUACAGACUUUUUAAACGGGGAGAGUAUGGUGUUUCCCCUCUCCCCUCUGCCAUGACUUCUUUGAGUUUCUUUUUUAAUUGUCGCUACCAAAACAGUUCUUACGAAAUGGUAAGGAUGAGAGUGGCCAAGGGUCAGUUUUGGUGUGCCACCUCCAUUUUGUAAAUACCUCCUUAGCUCAGUUGCUUCUGUGGCAAAAUUUCACACUUUCUGUGUUUUUCCUCAUCUCCUUGUCCUCCUCAGUCUGUCUCCACACUGAUACACAGGUUCAGCCCAGGGUGUUCUCAUGACGCAAUGGGUUUGGGUCAGCAAGGGCUAGGGGCUGCCCGGAUUGUUCCCAGCUCCAUCAAUCAAGCUGACUCGUGGGAAGGGCUCUUGUUACUUCACUUCUUGGGAGUGGGUUUGUUUGUCUCUUACAUCUUGAGAGAAUGCAGACUUGCAACACUUGCUGAGGCUGUUAGCCCUUUUGGUUGCAGGUUUUGCUGCCGUCAUAGGCUCUGCCUUCCAUGUACCUGGUGGGCGAGAGCCCACACUUUUGGGGAUUGGCCAGGUCCUUUAGGGAGCAAGGGGCUCAGGUAAUCAUUUUCCAUGCUACUUGGCACUUAGCCCUGCUCAUCCAGGCCUAUGACACCUGAACUCCACCCCCAUUCCUUUAACCUACCUUGAAAUAAAGACUGGCUCUUCCUCACCAGUCACUGUAUAUAGGAAACCUCCGUUACACCGGGUGAGACGUGCUUUUUGGUCUUCCAAAAGAUGACUGACUACUUUCUUCUCCAUUUUCUUAACAGUUGGAUCUUGUUGGGCCGUCUGUGUCUGGGGUGGGGGGUGCUCUCUCUUGGUACCUGCCCCUUAGGAUCAUGUGCCCCAGAAGGCCACACAUUGGUCAGCCAUUUCAGGAGCUGGCAGGACUGGAGGUGUGCACCCUGGGGAAGGAGCACUUCCCUACCAUGUGUAAAGGCCCUGGCUUCCAUCCCCAGCACCUCCCAAAACAAACAGCACAGAUAACCAGGGAAGACACAGAAAGGACAGAGGGAAAACCAUCAGAGGGGCGGGCAGGGGACUGGGAGCCCUCUAACUUAUGAAAGCAUCCGUCAGCAGGCAGCUUGCUUAGAGAAGUGUGUGUGUUUCCAAGCAAGUCAGCAGUACCAACGACUGUGUUUGCUUUUUGCCCUGUAUAGGGCCAGUGUUUUUAUGUUAUUAAGUAGAGAAAUCCAUUCUUUCCUAUGUUCCUAAGUGUGUGUGUGUGUGUGUGUGUGUGUGUGUGUGUGUUGCCUAUAUGCUUUUCCUUCUAGAUUGGGAUCAUUUGAUUCCAAAUAGUCUUUCUUUUAAAACCAUUUCUUUCCCAGAUUCCUUAGAUUUUUAAUAGUUUGAAAGCUGUGUUGGCGCUCCUCAUGUGUUGAGCCUAGUCAAGGGUUCCUAUAAGGUUCUUAUAAGGUGGUAUUAAGAGUGCAACCAUAGUUCUUCUAAACACCCAUGCACACGCACGCGUGCACACACACACCAAAGACAUACUUGGUUCUGGGCCGCUUGUCUCCUAGGACUGCCAUGCUCAUGUGCCAGUCUCUCCGGCUGGAGCACUUUACUGUCUCAACCCCGUGACUCUGUGGUACCUCCUGGGCAGGUGCAGAAGGCUCCCAGAGCCAGGUGCCAGUGGCAUGUGUGGCCCUUCAAGCAUGCUUACCUCUGUCCCAUUGGCCUCCAGCCUGGGGCUGGCCAUCCAAGCAGCGCAUGGGGAAAUAAAGGAUUCUAUGACUUGUAGAAGUAUUCGAGAACAGGAUGCGGCACCCGGAACUCAGACAUGACUGGAUGUCCCUGUACUGUAUCUGUUUAUUAAAAUGCAAGUAAGAAAGUAUGUCUGCCUGCUGUAGGUAGACCCUUGUACUUAAUUUUUAUUUUAUUAUUAUUAUCUGUCAUUCUCACUUUUUUUAGUAGAACUAGAUCCCCCCUCCUCUGUCUCUGUCUCUGUGUGUGUGUGUGUGUGUGUGUGUGUGAAUACAUAAUGCGGGUUUGUGCCUUGACAGCCUCCCCAAGUGAGGUUUGUAAAAGAGUGAAGUCCUGUGGCUUCACCCCAAGAUGCAAUAAACACACAAAAUGACUUCCUGAGUAAUUUUUCAGAUUUCCUUCCCAAAAACAAGUUGAUGAAUUUGGGGGUGGGGGACGGGGAGGCUGGAAAUCAUUUUUAAAUCUCUUUCAUUCACGUCUGUAGUGCAUACUGUACACAUCCUCUCCUGUCUCUCACGGCUGUAGUGCAUACUGUACACAUCCUCUCCUGUCUCUCACGGCUGUAGUGCAUACUGUACACAUCCUCUCCUGUCUCUCACUGUUGUACAUAUUUUGACUAUUUAUUAGAUUAGGAAGUCGUGUUUUAUUCAUCAACUGAGCCAAAUGUCUGUGUGCAAUUGUGUUUCCUUUACCUUUCUUUGUAAAAUUUUGUACGGCAUAAAUGAGUGUAAAAAAAAAUCACUGUUUUUCUAAACUUCUCAGAAUUAAGGAUUGUAAAUAUUGCAGGUUCUUUUUCUGUGUAAUGUGCCCUACUGUUUCAUAAUGCUGUAACUUGUAAAAACGUUGUAUAUUUAUUUU
Molecule: messenger RNA, 3830 nt
Organism: Microtus oregoni (creeping vole)
Lineage: Eukaryota; Metazoa; Chordata; Mammalia; Rodentia; Cricetidae
Gene: Bcl2l11
Product: BCL2 like 11
Exons: 4
Coding region: 109-702 (197 amino acids)
Biological process (GO): meiosis I
Source: RefSeq, a predicted model, not a curated record